Messenger RNA from Nyctereutes procyonoides (raccoon dog), 3419 nucleotides. It is a transcript of the gene ZBTB24, whose product is annotated as zinc finger and BTB domain containing 24. Gene Ontology annotation, biological process: regulation of transcription by RNA polymerase II. The transcript is spliced from 8 exons. The coding region runs from base 330 to 2402 and encodes 690 amino acids. Gene Ontology annotation, cellular component: nucleus. Gene Ontology annotation, molecular function: RNA polymerase II cis-regulatory region sequence-specific DNA binding; DNA-binding transcription factor activity, RNA polymerase II-specific; protein binding. The record is from RefSeq and is a predicted model, not a curated record. NCBI's taxonomy places the organism in Eukaryota, Metazoa, Chordata, Mammalia, Carnivora, Canidae.
GCCGCGGCGCGGAGACCCCGGCGGCGGCGGGCGCGGAGCGGGGCGCCAGGGCGGGCCCGGCGGAGGUGCGGGGGUGCGCCCGCCAGGCCGCCGGGUGGGCUGGGCGCCCCGAGAGACAAGAUGGUUAGCAGGGCGUGAACUCGAGACCCCGUAGUUUCCCAUCCUGACGUGUGUGCAGCGGUGCAAAGUUAGUGCCGAGGAAGGACUUUCGAGAUGGUCGGUUCCCAUUCCUUCGUUUUCCGGAGGAGGAGGACGCAGACCCCGAGGAGGAACGCGGCUGCUGGAAAUUCGCCGAGCUAGGCUUCACGCUCCUUGGCCCUCUAAGGAAAAUGGCAGACACAUCCUCAGAGCCUUCUGGGCAGCUGGUCGUCCACUCAGACACGCACAGUGACACUGUUCUGGCCAGUUUGGAGGAUCAGCGGAAGAAAGGCUUUCUCUGUGACAUCACUUUGAUCGUGGAGAAUGUGCAUUUCCGGGCUCACAAAGCCUUACUCGCUGCCAGUAGCGAAUACUUCUCAAUGAUGUUUGCCGAGGAGGGGGAGAUCGGCCAGUCCAUAUAUAUGCUGGAAGGCAUGGUUGCCGACACCUUCGGUGUCCUGCUGGAGUUUAUCUACACGGGUUGUCUCCAGGCCAGUGAGAAAAGUACAGAACAAAUCCUGGCCACCGCUCAGUUCUUAAAAGUCUAUGACCUGGUAAAGGCUUACACAGAUUUCCAGAAUAAUCAUAGCUCCCCGAAGCCAUCGACUCUGAACACCGGCAGCACUCCAGUGGUGGUUAUUUCUAAUAAGAAGAACGACCCCCCAAAACGGAAACGGGGAAGACCGAGAAAAGUCAACAGUUUGCAGGAGGGGAAAUCACAGCUGGCUGCAGAAGAAGAAAUACAGCUGAGGGUAAACAACUCCGUUCAAAAUAGGCAUAACUUUGUGGUCAAAGAGGGAGAGAGUGGCUUCCUGAAUGACCAGAUUCCAGCAAAAGAAAUGGAGGAUUCUGAGCCGGCCCGUGAGCCAGGUAGAGGGGAGGAAAUGCCUGCUGAGAAAGAUGAGAACUGUGACCCCAAGACCCAGGAUGGGCAGGAUAGCCAGAGUCGGUACAGCAAGCGGAGGAUCAGGAGGUCCGUCAAACUUAAAGAUUACAAACUUGUCGGGGAUGAAGACGAGCAGGGUUCAGCCAAAAGGGUCUGUGGAAGGAGAAAGCGCCCCGGUGGCCCCGAGGCCUGCUGUAAGGACUGUGGCAAAGUGUUUAAGUAUAAUCACUUUUUGGCAAUCCACCAGAGGAGCCACACGGGGGAGCGACCUUUCAAAUGUAAUGAGUGUGGAAAAGGCUUUGCCCAGAAGCACUCCCUGCAGGUCCACACCCGGAUGCACACAGGCGAGCGGCCCUACACCUGCACCGUGUGCAGCAAGGCUCUCACUACCAAGCACUCGCUGCUGGAGCACAUGAGCCUGCAUUCAGGACAGAAGUCUUUCACCUGUGAUCAGUGUGGAAAAUAUUUUAGCCAGAAAAGACAACUGAAGAGCCAUUACCGAGUCCAUACAGGCCACUCAUUACCGGAAUGCAACCACUGCCAUCGCAAAUUCAUGGAUGUGUCUCAGCUAAAGAAACAUCUGCGAACACACACAGGUGAGAAGCCAUUUACCUGUGAAAUCUGUGGCAAAUCUUUCACAGCAAAGAGUUCCCUUCAGACCCACAUCAGAAUCCAUAGAGGAGAAAAGCCAUACUCCUGUGGCAUAUGUGGCAAAUCCUUCUCUGACUCCAGUGCCAAGAGGAGACACUGCAUCCUGCAUACGGGCAAAAAGCCUUUCUCGUGCCCUGAGUGUAACUUACAGUUUGCUCGCUUAGACAACUUGAAGGCUCACCUGAAAAUCCACAGCAAAGAAAAACCGGCCUCAGAUGCCAGCAGUGUUUCUGGCAGUAAUAAUACCGAAGAGGUCAGGAAUAUUCUUCAGCUGCAACCAUAUCAGCUCUCUGCAUCUGGAGAGCAGGAAAUUCAGCUUCUGGUGACCAACUCUGUGCAUAACCUCAACUUCAUGCCCGGCGCUAGCCAGGGAAUCAGCAUCGUCACUGCAGAGAGCUCUCAGAACAUGACCCCGGACCAGGCUGCGAAUCUCACCCUGCUCGCGCAGCAGCCGGAACACCUGCAGAAUUUAAUCCUUUCGGCCCAACAGGAGCAAUCAGAGCACAUGCAGGGCCUCAACAUGAUUGAAAGCCCGAUGGAACCCUCGCAGAGUGAGCCCGUGCACGUCAUCACACUGUCCAAGGAAACCCUGGAACAUCUUCACGCCCAUCAAGAGCCAACAGGGGAGCUCGGCUUAGCGAGCGCUUCAGACCCGGCUCAGCACCUGCAGCUGACACCAGAGCCUGCUGCGCCGCCACCCACACCGCUGAGCCAGGAGCAGAGCUGACCUGUGCGCACGUGUCACCUGUGGGGCCCUUCCCCGCCGGCUGCCUCUGACCGUGCGCUGGAAGGCAGGCUUUCUGUGACGCUCACACCCAGAGCCUUCCACUCCCCAGCUAGCUCACGGUUCUGUGCUUUCCACCUGGGCGACAAGGUGUGUGAUUCGUGUCGUGUAGGGCGUCCUGAUUGGGUUUAGCAUUCAGUAUUGAUGAAUGGUUUUCAUUUUCCUCUACUACGUCCCUUAAAGUCUUGGGUCCUUUUUGUUUGGAGGCAUUGAAUUAGAGUUCUCGAAGUCUCCAAUGCUCGAGGCUGCAGGCUCUGGUCUUGCAGACUUUGCUAUUUAUAUUUUUUUAGAACAAAGGAAGUCGUACGUUGGUUGAAUUGGGUAGAAUGGUUUGUUCUACUUCUUUUUUUCUGUUCGGCAGCACGAUUGCUUCUACAGAUAAGUCAGGGCUGAGUAUGACAGAUGACGAUCUUGGAGAAUCUGUCCUUUUUAUUAUCUGCUAAUCCCCUAAGAGUAACUGUCAGCAUUUAAUCUCUCUGGUACAGUGGGCUGCUUGUGUCAUGCUUGAGUUAGAUUCAAAGACAUAAACUGAAAGUCUGUUUUAACUCAAAAUGAAUAUCACAAGAAAGUCAAAAAAGUACAAGGUUAUUUUAAAAAUUCUGAACUCUUCUGAGAAACAUGGAUUUACAUAUUUUUUUGGAUUUACAUAUUUUUUAAAAGCAGGUUACUGAAAAUUUAAAAGUCUAAUUAAAGUGUGAAAUUGGAUCAAGAGACAUUCAACCCAUAAAUUCUGAAUUUUUGUCAGCAGUGAUACUUGUUCUUCCUCAUGAAGUUAAACUAUCUCAGUUACCCUGGAAUAUAAAAUUUUAUUCCGUGUAAUUUAAGUGUCAAAUAUACUCUACUGAAUUCUAAUUAAUCCUGAAAGUGAUCUGUGUAUUAUGUCUGAUAACUUUCUGGAGUUGGGACCUUAUAAUCUAUUUUUACUGCAAAGUAUGUUAAAUCUGACAAAUGGACACCUCA